This is a messenger RNA of Penaeus monodon (black tiger shrimp), 4166 nucleotides long. RefSeq names its product DBH-like monooxygenase protein 1. The transcript has 17 exons. Gene Ontology annotation, molecular function: dopamine beta-monooxygenase activity; copper ion binding. Gene Ontology annotation, biological process: octopamine biosynthetic process; dopamine catabolic process; norepinephrine biosynthetic process. NCBI's taxonomy places the organism in Eukaryota, Metazoa, Arthropoda, Malacostraca, Decapoda, Penaeidae. Gene Ontology annotation, cellular component: secretory granule membrane. The record is from RefSeq and is a predicted model, not a curated record. The coding region runs from base 73 to 2295 and encodes 740 amino acids.
GUUGGUGUACUCUAACUCCUGUUCAGUCCUGCUGUGACAGGUGUACGUUAAGGAGUGUGUUCGUCGGCGUUCAUGAUACGUACGUGUUUCGCCAUAACCAUGCUCCCUAUCGUCGCCUUGGGCCUCGUCCUGGCCGCCCAUAACGUGGAAGUGGCCGGCGUGGGCGUGGUAGGCCUAUCGUCCGACUCGCUCCCCCCCCUCGGCUUCGUGCACCGGGCAAUGAUGGAUCAGCGAGGCGCCUACUUCAUGCUGUGGACGCCCGAAGAGGAGCGCGUCGUGAUCGAAGUGCAGGUGGCGACGAAGGGAUACGUAGGCCUCGGCUUCUCGCCAACAGGUGGAAUGAAGGGCGCCGAUGUGGUGCUGGGCUGGGUGGAUGACAAGGGCUUCCUCCACUUCCAGGAUCGCUACGCCUUCGCAUUGCUGACGCCAUCUAUCGACGAAUCGCAGGACUACACGCUUCUGGGCGGCUAUGAGAACGACACACACACCGUCCUCCGGUUCUCCCGCCCGUGGCGAACGUGCGAUACGGCUCACGACUUUCAGCUUUCGGGCGACACAGUGCGAGUAAUCUGGUCCUACGAUGAGCAGGAUCCCACGACGCAGGACAGGAUCGGAAUGCACAGUCACCGCGGUACCAGAAGCCUUUACUUGCGGGAACCCAAGCUCGCGCCUCUGAGGUCCUCGCAGGAUGUCCAGCACUGGGACAUCUUAUCCCCGAGUGUGAAUUUGCCAGAUGACCUGAGAACACUCUAUUGGUGUAAACUGUACAAGAUACCCAAUUUGAGGCAAAAGACUCAUGUUAUUGGGUACGUACCCAAGAUAGAGGAGACCAACCUGCAACAUGUCCACCACAUGCUGCUUUAUGAAUGUCACCUUCCCAACUCGAACAAACAUUUGGAGAAAUUUGUUGCUGCCAAGGGGGCUCAGUGCUAUGACCGCAACAUGCCGUUCUCUUGGUCGGCUUGUAAUACACCUAUCGUUGCUUGGGCUGUUGGUUCAGAGGGAGAGAUGUUUCCAGACCAUGUAGGAGUUCCAUUGGGAGAGGAACAUGGUGGAGCUACAUAUUUUAUGCUUGAAAUACAUUAUAAUAACCCAAAUCUGAGAAAAGGUGUAGUGGACUCAUCAGGUGUAAGAAUAAUGUACACAGAAAAACUGCGGCAGUAUGAUGCGGGAAUCCUGACCCUAGGACAUACUGUAUCUCCCACGCAUAUUAUUCCUCCUGGCCAAAAGUGGACUACUGUGGCCCUUUGUACAGCUGACUGCACAGAUGAGACUCUACCAACGAAUGGGAUUAACGUGUUCCAAGGCUUUUUGCAUGCUCAUCUUCUGGGCUCAUCAAUUUCCAUCACACAAAUACGGAAAGGAAAGGAAUUACCAAACGUCUUUAAAGAUAUGUCCUAUGAUUUCAAUUAUCAGCAAGCUCGAGUGCUGGAGGAAGAAAUGAAAGUCAUGCCAGGAGAUUCUUUAAUAGUCAAGUGUGGCUACGACUCCACCAAGAGAAAAAUGCCAACAUUUGGUGGAUUUAGUACUGAAGAUGAGAUGUGUCUGGCCUUCCUAACUUAUUACCCAAGAGUGAAUUUGUCAGGCUGUUACUCUCGACCUGACAUGGCUCUUGUCUUUGAUACAUUUGGCAUCCAGGAUCUCUUUGAUAAUGAUAUGAAUAUAUUCAAUGACCAGAGUUUCAGUGAGGAAUUCAUCAAUGAGGAGAUUGAGAACUCGUCCCUAACAAGAAUGAAGGACAGAGUAAACAAGCCUGUAGACAUCCACCUUGGAAACAUCUACCGCUAUAUCAUUGCAAAAGCCCCUCAGCGCUACUUCAACACAUCUUUUUAUGAAAUCUUGCAUGAUAAAGCUACCUGGCAGGACACACGCAUGAUCUCCACAUUGCAGGAAAUGAUUGUAUAUGGGCAACAUGAACCUUCAUGUGAAAACCAUGGCAGGAUUAUUAUAGACAGGUUACCAAAGAAGGUCAAGUAUCCAAACUUCAUACCACUUCAAAGAGACGAACAACAAUGUACUCUAGCAGAGAAAGACACUGAGGUGUAUAAGAUUGACACCAAUGUAGCAGUACCAUCAGUUCCAAACAAGAAUACAAAGAUUCAGGAGAACCUGGGAGAACAAGGAAAUCCAACAGCAAAUCCGGUGAAACCCACAGCAAGUAUCCCAUGGCGUCCAGCAAAAGAGAAUGAAGUUGAAAAGGAUUCUCUCACACAGAGAGGAGGGGUUCCUUCUAUUUUCCUGAGUUCCUACCUUCUCUUCACCAUUGUCAUAUUACAUUUGAUACAUGAAGCAUAGGGUUAAACCCAUAUUACUUUAACUUCUCUACUAUGUAGGUUGUAUAUAUAUUACUCCUUGUCCGAGUCCAUAUUUUGAAUGGUUAUGAAUGUGAAUGUCUUUUUUAGAAAGUAUUUAUGAGAGAGAGACUUAUUGACUGAGUAAUUUAUGGAAUGACUUAUGUCUCAAGGUGUUAAUAGACAGUUCGAGAUUUUAUAUGUGCACUUGUAUACAAAAUGUAUAUUUAGAUAUGCUUUUAAUGUCACAUUUCGGAUACUUAUAUCAGCAGUAUUGUGAUACUAGACUAGAUUUUUGCCAGGUGAGGUCUUUGGUAAGAUAUAUUUAUAUUAUGCAUUUUUAAGCAUUAUUUAAUUUUAUUCUCACCUCACAUAUUCUCAUUAUAGGAUAUGUGAAGUGACCAUGCAUACAUGUACAUACAUGUACUCAUGUAUGUACUAAGUUUAGUCAGAUAAAAUGCUUAUUAAGGAAAAAAAAUUGAGAAAAUGUAUAAAUAAAAGGUUCUGUCAUCAAUAUUUUAUAUGUGAAACUGAAUUGUUUCUGAUGAAGAGAUAUUUUAUCAUAUUACAAUAGUUAUUCUAUAUGUAUAUAUAGCAAAUUACCAAUAAGGUUUAAAAAGAUAUUUCUUUGGUUAUUGCUUUAUAACCCCAGCUAUAGGGUCAAUAUCUGGAUCCAAGUUUAAAUCCAAAUCUUUUUUUUCCAUUUUCACUGAUCUGCCUUAAUGCAGCUGAACCUGAUGCAAAAUCCUCUAUGUACCUUUUUCUAGAAGUUCUACUUUUUUAUGGAUAAAACAAAAAGAAUCUGAAAUUACCUCUUUGAUUUACCUAUAAUCAGUUGACACAGAAUGCACCUCUUGCCUUGUCUGUGAAAGACUAGAUGUGCCUACACAACCCACCCAGCAGUGGCUGUUAAUAUACCCAAAACAGGUGGAUGUGCAUGACUAUCAUGAGGAAUACAUAUAUUUGUUGUCUGCAAAAUCAUCACCAUUUAUCUUUUGUAGAAUCCAGUUUCAUAACAUUUCAUCAUGUGAAUUUAUUUUCAUAUAAUUGUUACUAUUUAUAUAAAUAUUUUAUAUAAAUUUGCCAUUGAUGCAUUGUUACAUUUCAUUAUUGAUGACAAACAAGAUCCACUUCGAUAUGCCACAUCAGAAUGGAAUGAAAUACUGAUUUUGUGGCUUUGAAACCAUGUCUCAAUGUAACAAACAUUCUAAGUCAUAUGAAAAAUGUUAUAGAUACUAAAGGAAUAAAGGUUUAGCAGAAUCUCUGGACAUCCAUCAAGACUGGCGACUGGAGGAUACCUGAUGUUUGGAAAUCGCAAAACAUUUACUGACAAGAUCUGUCACCUAGAAGUGAAUUACUUGAACCAUUGCAAUUAAACAAUGGGUCAAGUAAUAUGUAUGCAAUUUCCACAUUUGUAAGGAUAUAAAAAAUAUUGUACUUCUUUUUAUUUAUUAUCAUAUAGUUCAUAUAUGUAUUCUUAUAUCUAUAUCAAUAUAUAGAUAAAUACAUUCAAUUAAACACAAAUAUAUCAUUCUGUGAUAUUCAGUAGUAUUAGAUCAUAAUUAGUGAGAUAUUAAAUUUACCCAACAUAAAAACAAAAUAUAUACUAUCACACUUUUUUUCUGAUGGAAAUUCAGGAUUAGACAAAACUUCAACUCGUGCUUUUCUUACCUUUAUGGUUUAAAAAUGUCAGACAAGUGGUUCCCAAGUUUUUCAUCUACAAGGACCUCUUACUGAAAAUAUCCCAUCCCCCUGGUUUUUAAAAAGUUGUCUAUUUUAGCCAAUACCAACUACAACAAAGUAGAGCUUUUCUCGUUUCACCUCUCAUUUCAAAGACCUGUAACUGAAUAACAGCAUUAAAUGAGGAAGAAGAAA